AUCUCCACUCUAGAAGUCACCUUCGGAAUUUUGUCAGCAACAUGUAUAACGGAGGGCUCUCCGAGUGAUUUGGCAGGGGCGAGGUGGUGGCUUGGAAUUCACAAUCUCUGUCUCAUUCAGACACACGCAGGUGAGUCAGUAGAGCUCGGAGAACGAACAGCAGAACAGAGUCAACUGAGUGACCCUCACAGGAUGAGGCCUCACUUCCAGGGAUUUUUGUGUAUUAUGUGCUCUCAGAUCCUCCACGUCACAUGCACCCUUUAGGCUUAUGUUUUGUUGGCCUUUGCUUCUAACUAUUCAUUUCAAAGCUUUCAACUACAGCAUGCUCUGAAUCUAUCCAUGACGUUGGCAACAUGACAACAUGUGGUACUUGUUUGGGUCAUUGUGCCAGUGCCAAUGGCUGCCAUCAUGUACCUUGAGCAGUGAAGUCUGCAUGCCAGAUGCCUUUGUCUGGACAAAGUUGAAAUGCUACUGGUCCUAGAUAUACCAUGCUUACAUUGAGUUAAACUAUAGGCUAUUUGUUAACACUUGACAUUAUGGUGGAGCCUACUUAAAAUGAUUUAUAAAGGGGUUUCAACUGUUCAUUAUUAGUCUAUAGAUAGUUUAUAAAUAUCUAUUCAACAGUUAUAUGCCUAACACAUUGGUUGAAAUGUUGUGCUUGUCAUUUAACUGCUUUAAAAAAAAAUCGUAAUAAUCUGAACUACAGAAGACAAGACAACGUUCAUUUAUACUGUUUUUUCUUUUCUUUUUAGGAUGGGCAUGUCAUGGCAUGCUCAUGUCGAUAGGCAGACCCCCGCACCUCUCUGAUUCAGAGGGGUUGGGUUAAUUGCGGAAGACACGUUUCAGUUGAAUGCAUUCAGUUGUACAACUGACUAGGUAUCCCCUUUCAUUUCCCAGUAUGUAUGUUGCCCCUAUGCUGUCAGCGGCUCCUACAUCUAGAUAUUGCGACAUUCAUCUGUUUUCAAUGACUAGUAGCAAACUUUUUGGACGGACUCAUUCUAAGUGUAUAACUGACAAAUUAAACAAACUACUGCAUAUUCAGUUAAAACAGAAAAUAAACAACAUUUUAAAUAUUUAGUCUAUAGCCGAAGAUUCAUACAAUAAUUUAGGUGUAAUACAAUAUUGAGAACCACUUUGACGCGCCUACAAGGUACAGUUUAUUUCGCCACUCCCCCCUUUUUUAUGUUGAAUGGAACAUCCUGAAGUAGUCCCGACUCGCACUAGGGAGGAUUUUUUUUUAUAAUUAACCCACUAGGGUAGGAAUAGGCGUUGGGUGCAACUGAACUGACACCAGUACAGGGGGUACGGUACAUUCACUGUCGGUUCAAGUUGUAAAGUACAGUAAUAAUACAUUCCAGUGACAAAUGAAGUACCCGUGUUUUUACCUAUUGUUGCAGGGAUCACUUAACCAGGUAGUUAUUGGGAGAAGUUUGUUUCAAUCACCUUUCUCCAUCUUGAAAGACAAACGUGGCUUAAUUGGAAUAUAGGGGUUUCUAGUAUUUGGGUAUGCUUCCUCAUUCUGCUGUACAAGGACAGGAGAGCAGAGUGUAAAAAUACAUUAAUUCACCACAAAAGUCAUGUUGUCCUGGACUGUACUGCCUGAUUGGAAAGUAUUGCUGUUGGUGACUCUUCAAUGGGACUACCUCUGUGCUGAGGAACUGAAGCCCACGAGAUGGCCACUGUAUCUCCAAAAGCCUCUGGUCAUGGCCUGGAAUGCUCCGACAGAAGACUGCAGCCCACGGCACGGUAUUCACUUUCAGCUGGAGCAGUUCCAGAUUGUGGCGUCGCCCAGCAAGGGCUUUGUCCGCCAAAACCUCACCAUCUUUUACAAGGACCGCUUGGGGUUGUACCCCUAUUAUAAUGAGCAUGAUGGUACUGUCAUGAACGGUGGGCUCCCGCAGGUUGCCAGUCUCACUCAGCACCUGGAGAAGAUGCCGGAGGGUAUUCAGUAUUACAUACGCGAAGCAGGGGCCAAGGGGCUGGCAGUUAUUGACUGGGAGGAGUGGAGACCACUGUGGAUCCGCAACUGGGACGUCAAGAAUGUGUACCGCAACCAGUCAAGGCAGCUGGUGGCCCAGAAGAACCCAGCCUGGCCCGCAGAGCGUGUGGCUAAGGUGGCCCAGCAGGAGUUUGAGAUGUCAGCCCGGAAGUUCAUGCUGGAGACCCUGAGGCUGGCCAAGAGCCUGCGGCCCAACCAGCUGUGGGGGUUCUACUUGUUCCCAGACUGCUACAACCACGACUACAAGAACACUCUGGAGAACUACACGGGCCGCUGCCCUGACGUGGAGGUGGCCCGGAAUGAAAUGCUCAAAUGGCUGUGGACUGAGAGCACAGCCCUCUUCCCUUCGGUCUACAUGGGCACGGUGCUGCGCUCUUCGACCUCGGGGCGCCAGUUUGUCCGGAACCGGGUGAAGGAGGGGAUGCGUCUGGCGUCAGGGGGAGACGGGCUGGCACGUCCUGUCUUUGUGUACGCCCGGCCCACCUAUGCCAACGUACUGGAGCUGCUGACAGAGACGGACCUGGUCUCCACCAUCGGGGAGAGUGUGGCUCUUGGGGCCGCAGGCAUCAUCCUCUGGGGAGACCACGCUUAUGCCAGCAGCAAGGCCAGUUGCUCUAGUCUGAAUGAGUACCUGCGGGGUCCGCUGGGCCGGUACCUGCUCAACGUUACCACGGCAGCAGAGCUAUGCAGCCAGACGCUGUGCGAUUCCCUUGGACGCUGCUUGCGUAAACACCCUGACACUGAUGCCUACCUGCACCUCAGCACCCGCACCCACAGAAUAGAGGCCCUGGAAAAUGGAAAACUCAAGGUUCAAGGUCAGCUUGGGGAAGACGACAUAUUGGGUUUUCAGAGGGAGUUCCAGUGCCAGUGCUAUAGUGGCUACCUGGGAGAGGGCUGUGGCCAGAGAGACCCCCAACAACAACGAGGCAUCGCAGCUCCAAUCAUGGCAUCAUGGGUGCACUGUUUGCUCCUGCUACUCAUCACACUCCUGCUCUGAGUGCAAACAGUACAUACACAGGCAUACAGCUACUUUCAAAUAAUUGAACGUGUACUGGUAUACACAUGACAUUAUCUACACACAUGCGCAAACAUUAUAUAAAUACACUUUGGGGCAAAUGUAUUUACUGUGGUCCAGAUUGCUGUAAGGUUGGUGGAUCUAUGUGGAACUGAGUUAUGUGGUUGUUUGUGGAGGGCUCGCUGGAAAUAACUUUGUUUACAUUGAUCUCUUUCUCAGUCUCCUUCCCACAAUUUCUCUCUCUCAACCCUUCCCCCCUCUUUCAAGGUGUCAUUUUCUCAUGAUCCCAAAGUUUAUGUUUUUGUGUGGAAAUGUGUGUUGUUUUCAAGAUGUGCUUCUGAUGUAUGUACGGUUUUGUGUUAUGUGUGAGCCAAAAUGGGGCCGAUGCACUUGAUUCUUGGAAUAGCACAAAAUAGUUCUUAUUGCCUGACCUCUGACAAUUUUAUCUUUAGGUUUCAAUAUUUAUAGUAAUGUAUUUUCACGUUUUUAAAAAGCUUUUGUUAUUUUAUGGCAAAAACAAGACUACUAUUUUCGUUCCAAAAUUGUGCGUCUCUCUUACUGUGUACAAUGUUUCAAUCACUCAAAAUUAAUCAAAGCUGUAAUUAAGUGAUACUGCCAGAGAAGCCGGUGUUUGGAGGAUAUAUUGGCACAGGUGUUGUUUCAUCAAGGGCCUGCAAACCGUGCCAAUAUAUCCUCCAAACACCAGCUUCGAGCACAUUAUCACUUUUAUACAACGGGUUACCAACAUAUUCAAAUAAUGAUUGACAUAUUUUAAUUAAAAACGUUAUUUAGAUAAAUUUAUUCAUACUAUUUCAUCCUUCCACGAGAUAUAGUCCCGACACAAAUCUAUGGUUGCUUCCCAAGCCGCCUGGUCGUUCGUUCUUUCUGGCAUCAUUCUUAUCCCUUGCUUGCCAGCUAGCCAACUUUGGCUAACAGUCACAUCAAACAGUGUAGCCAGAAUAUCAGCAAAGUGGCUGCAUUUACGUUUGUUAAAGCUGUUUUCUAAUGAUUGUUGGGGGGAUACAUCCAUAGCAAAGAACUAAUUAUGUGCGAUUUCGCCUGGCAUAGGACAUUUGCUCUCUCACCAGGCCACUGUUCAGAAGAGAUAGCCAACUACACAGUUAACACAAUCACGAUAAACUGAAGCUGGAAUGACAGCAAACUAGCUGUAUUUCCUGGUUUUCUAUUGACAUUUCUUUGUAUAUAUCCAUAAAAAUGAUGCUGAUUCAUGAUUUCGACUGGCUGAGAAAAGCUGCCAGCCUGUCUCGUCCCAACUAUCUACACGUUAAUUACCAUAGGACAGCUGGAGAUCGAAUUUCAAUAAUGUCGCAAAUGUCGGAGACUGACAGCAAGUUUACUACAAAUCUCUGUUGUUGAAAACCAAAUGCUAGUGUGAAGGAAAUGGGAGAUAAUGUGUAGAUGUAGACCUAGUAUGUAAAUUGCCUGGCUGAUUUGAUGAGACAGUGGUUUGCGCAGUGAGAUGGAACAACGAGACAUUUCAACAUCAUAGAUUUAACCAGUGGUAACUUGUCGAAUAGACACCGGCUGGAAUGUGGUUUUAACCAAUCAGCAUCCAGGAUUAGACCCAUCGGUUGUAUAACAUCAUCCAAUACUAUCACAGUACAGUGUCCACAAAUGGAUUUCUCAGUUUGAUGAUCACUUGUGUAUCAGUGUUUGUAUUAAUUAUACAAUUAUCUGUCUCUCCUCGGUUCCUGAUCGAUUCAACAAUCGCAAUGUACACAUAGUGGCAGUGGGCCGAGAGUUUUGAGAGUGGCUGCUUUUAAGAGGUUUGUCUGGUACAAAAUGUUUCUUAAGGACUACCCCUUCCCCCCUAUAAUUGUUGGGUGCUGCCAGCCAAAGGUUAUUUCAAGUUUUCAGCAAUACAAGUUUCCAGGAAGCAGACACAUUACCUAACAUUGUAGAAAGACGGUGCAUCCUCAUGGAACUCUCUCAGGGCAAAUCUCCACAGAUGUACAGUGCAUUCGGGAACGUAUUCAGACCCCUUGACUUUUUCCACAUUUUGUUAUGUUACAGCCUUAUUCUAAAAUGUAUUAAAUUGAUGAAGAAAAAAAACUAUCUACACACAAUACCCCAUAAUGACAAAGCAAAAAGCAAAAAAAAAUGAAAUAUCACAUUUACAUAAGUAUUCAGACCCUUUACUCAGUACUUUGUUGAAGCACCUUUGGCAGUGAUUACAGCCUCACGCCUUCUUGGGUAUGACGCUAAGUUUGGCACACCUGUAUUUGGGGAGUUUCUCCCAUUCUUCUCUGCAGAUCCUCUCAAGCGCUGUCGGGUUGGAUGGGGAGCGUUGCUGCACAGCUAUUUUCAGGUCUCCCCAGAGAUGUUCGAUCGGAUUCAAGUCCGGACUCUGGCUGGGCCACUCUAGGACAUUCAGAGACUUGUCCCAAAGUCACUCAUGCGUUGUCUUGGCUGUGUACUUAAAGUCAUUGUUCUUUUAGAAGGUGAACCUUCUCCCCAGUCUGAGGUCUUGAGUGCUCUGGAGCAGGUUUUCAUCAUGGAUCUCUCUGUACUUUGCUCCGUUCAUCUUUCCCCCGAUCCUGACUAGUCUCCCAGUUGCUGCUGCUGAAAAACAUCACCACAGCAUGAUGAUGCCACCACCAUGCUUCACAAUAGGGAUGGUGUCAGGUUUCCUCUAGACGUAACGAUUGGCAUUCAGGCCAAAGAGUUCAAUCUUGGUUUCAUCAGACCAGAGAAUCUUGUUUCUCAGGGUCUGAGAGUCCUUUAGGUGACUUUUGGAAAACUCCAAGUGGGCUGUCGUGUGCCUUUUACUGAGGAGUGGCAUCCAUCUGGGCAUAAAGGCCUGAUUGGUGGAGAGCUGCAGAGAUGGUUGUCCUUCUGGAAGGUUCUCCCAUCUCCACAGAGGAAGCUCUGGAGCUCUGCAGCGUGACCAUCGGGUUCUUGGUCAUCUCCCCUGCUCAGUUUGGCCGGGCGGCCAGCUCUAGGAAGAGUCUUGGUGGUUCCAAACUUCUUCCUUAUAAGAAUGAUGGAGGUCACUGUGUUCUUAGAGACCUUCGAUGCUGCAGAAAGUUUUUGGUACCCUUCCCCAGAUCUGUGCCUCCACACAAUCCUGUCUCGGAGCUCUACGGACAAUUCCUUCGACCUCAUGGCUUGGUUUUUGCUCUGAAAUGUACUGUCAACUGUAGGGAACUUAGAUAGACAGGUAUGUGCCUUUCCAAAUCAUGUCGUCAAUUGAAUUUACCACAGGUGGCCUCCAGUUGUAGAAACAUUUGAAGGAUGAUCAAUGGAAAGAGGAUGCACCUGAAUUCAAUUGAAGGUAUUUUUUUUUUUUUUUUGUAAUAAAUAAAAAACAGUUUUUGCUUUGUCAUAAUGGGGUAUUGUGUGUAUUGAUGAGAAUUAUACUUUUUUAAAUCAAUUUAAGAAUAAGGCUGUAACAUAUCAAACUGUGGAAAAGUCAAGGGGUCUGAAUACUUUCCGAAUGCACUGUAUUUAUCUUUUGAAAAACUGUUUUGAGUUUUUACAUCCAAAUUGGUGGGCUAUAGGCUUUGGGGUCAAAUAAAACUUUAAUGGCCCUCCUUUCCAUAAUUAUAGGUUGCCUUGAGGCAAAAUGAUUUGUGAUCCUUUGAAGUCUACAGCAAUAGUUCCUAAGUGUUGUAUGUGUUCAGACACAUUGCAGAUAGCCAGGUCUGCUUAAAAGUAAAUUCACGGCUGCAGCCUGCAUAUUUUAAUUAUCUAAUUAAUGAAUUUAUUCUAGAAAGUAUAGACCCAUUCUGAGAGGAAUAGUUUGUAGUAAUUUAUAUAAUACACAGCGCCUCCCCUCAUUUACACUAGGUAACUAGGCUACAGGAAACUUUGCUUUCCUAGGCUUGACAUUUCACACUAGCCAUUUGAUUCGCAAAGGUGAUUCCGAGAUACGUUUGUCGUCCUCUUUUUGAGGAGCACACUCAAAGUCCUAUGACUUCACAAAAAAAAAAAAAAGUAGAGUAGUAAAGAACCUAUCCAGAAUCAGGAACAUUAUGUUCUGACAAUGUCAAUUUGCCAAAAUACUAUAUUACAUUUUGUGUUCUCUUUUUCUGAAGGUAUAAAGUGCAUUUUACCUGGGGGGCACUUCUUCUAUGCGUGAUUGUGGCCAGUAUUGUUCUUGGCAGGGAGCAUGAAGCAGAAGCACUCCCCACACUGGCCCAGGUGCCCUUCCUCACUGUGUGGAAUGCGCCUACAGCCCAGUGUAAGACCCGCUAUGGGCAGUGGACCUGGACCUGUGAGUGUUCAGCAUAGUGAAGAAUUAGAACCGGAGCUUCAUGGGGGACAACAUCACCUUCUUCUACAAGACUAAACUGGAUACAACCAAGCAGAGGCAGUUAACGGUGGGGUGCCACAGAAUGCCAACCUGCUGGAGCAUUUCAGGUCUGCCGCUGAGAUCCUCCAGACCUACAUGCCCGGCAGAGACUUCCAAUGGCCCAGGAGAGGCCCAAAGGGAUGCGGCUAUUUUAUGGUUUCCCCUCCUGUGAUAACGACUACAAAAACACAACAGAUAACUACACAGUGGAGUGUCCCCAGAUAGAGUUGAGGAGGAACGAUGCUCUGUUCUGGCUGUGGAACGUCUCCUCUACCCAGAUUUCUACCAGGAUAUUCUAACUUCUAUGGUUCCAUGACAUCUGACCACAUGACCAGGUACAGGCAACACCUGACAGAAUGGCAUCACAUAGACCCAGCAGGAUACAUAAAAAGAGACUGCCAAUAUCUUGAUGAUUUGCAUGAUUUGCUGAUUAUUUAUGUGCACCCUCCCACCUCCAUAGCACGGAGUCCCCUAACCCAGCUGACGCGGAGAGCCCCUGCUGUUAGGUAAGGAUGGUGCGUGCUAUGUAAGACAUACUACAGUUGAAGUCAGAAGUUUACAUACACCUUAGCCAAAUGCGUUUAAACUCAGUUUUUAACAAUUCCUGACAUUUAAUCCUAGUAAAAAUUCCCUGUCUUAGGUCAGUUAGGAUCACCACUUUAUUUUAAGAAUGUGAAAUGUCAGAAGUAGAGAGAAUGAUUUAUUUCAGCUUUUAUUUCUUUCAUCACAUUCCCAGUGGGUCAGAAGUUUACAUACACUCAAUUAGUAUUUGGUAGCAUUGCCUUUAAAUUGUUUAACUUGGGUCAAACGUUUCGGGUAGCCUUCCACAAGCUUCCCACAAUAAGUGGGGUGAAUUUUGGCCCAUUCCUCCAGACAGAGCUGGUGUAACUGAGUCAGGUUUGUAGGCCUCCUUGCUCGCACACGCUUUUUCAGUUCUGCCCACAAAUGUUCUAUGGGAUUGAGGUCAGAGCCACUCCAAUGCCUUGACUUUGUUGUCCUUAAGCCAUUUUGCCACAACUUUGGAAGUAUGCUUGAGGUCAUUGUCCAUUUGGAAGACCCAUUUGCGACCAAGCUUUAAGUUCCUGACUGAUGUCUUGAGAUGUUGCUUCAAUAUAUCCACAUCAUUUUCCUACCUCAUGAUGCCAUCUAUUUUGUGAAGUGUACCAGUCCCUCCUGCAGCAAAGCACCGCUACAACAUGAUGCUGCCACCCCUGUGCUUCAUGGUUGGGAUGGUGUUUUUCGGCUUGCAAGCCUCCCCCUUUUUCCUCCUAACAUAACGAUGGUCAUUAUAGCCAAACAGUUCUAUGUUUGUUUCAUCAGACCAGAGGACAUUUCUCCAAAAGGUACGAUCUUUGUUCCCAUGUGCAGUUGCAAACCGUAGUCUGGCUUUUUUUAUGGCGGUUUUGGAGCAGUGGCUUCUUCCUUGCUGAGCGGCCCUUCAGGUUAAGUUGAUAUUGGACUCGUUUUACUGUGGAUAUAGAUACUUCCGUACCUGUGUCCUCCGGGGGGGAUAAUAGUACUUACUAUUAUAACUUGGACAAAUGGUCAUGAGAUAUUAUUAUAUGAUAUUAUGAACAGUUUAUUUGUAUAUCAUUGUGAAAGCCAGAAAUAAUUCACAGUUGACCUUGACAUUUAACCCAAUGAGUCCGCUGUGUUUGAGCUACAGACUUCUGAGUUUAACCAUUGGAUGAAUCUAUUUCUUCUGCACCGUUAGUCUGUGUGAUUAACGGGGGCUGAGCUAGAGCAGUGUUUGUGAGACAAGGGCGCAUUCCCAAAGGUGCCCGGGCCGGGUCUUUUUACAAAAACGUCUGUGAACUCCGAAUGGUUUGAAACAGUUAAAAGCUAUCACGAACACGCACAGGUAACAUGGUUUGCUCUAUGACACUCACAAGCUACACAAGAGUCGAUAGAAGGUAAGGGGUUCUUCUACAUAGAAUAUCAUAGGAAAUCCCAGGACAUAGUGUCUAUAAUACUGUAAAAAGCUCACAGCAAAUUCCACACAGUUGACACUGACUAGUUGGGUAUUGAUUUCCCCCUGUGCAAACCAUUUCUAUCCUUACAGCAUUCGUAUCCAUUUAUUUGUAUCCAUUUUUUUUUUUGCUGCUGCUGCAGACUUUUGUCAAUAAAACUCAUGAAUGCAAAUGUUUAUGUCAAAUUGUUUGGUGUUCUACUUGUAGCCCAGGUUGUCUUGAAAGUAAAAUGGUAAAACACUUCAUUGUGAGGCUAAAUAUAAGGGCUGUUUAUUCAGAUAGAUGAAAGCCAGGUCAAUGAAAAUAAAAAUGUUGCUGGAGUCUAUGGACUGAUAGCAUAAGCAACACGACUGUUUAGAAAAUAGUUUCCAGCCAUUUUACAAAAGUAGAUAUGUCAUUUUGUUAAAUUACAGCUUUUGACCUGGGAUUAUUCAUACUGGUUUCAAACAUUUCACAGAAAAUCAGUGUAUAAGCUUAAAAUAAUGCUUCAUUUCGGGGCUUUAAGUUGUUAAGCCUAUUAGAACUAAGGAGAGCCACACCAACUGGAGAAGUGACUGCCAAUUUCAGCUGUUAGCUAAUGGCAAAGUGAUUGUUGAGUGCCACAAUUAUACUCAGCAAUUUACCAGAGCCCUGUGAGUGUCUACAGUACGUGACUCAAAUGUGAUGCAAUGUACUCAUGAUUGAUACUCUAUGGGUGAAUGUAUUGUCUACCAGAUACUUUAACCUCAUUGUUGAUGUUUUUUAUGUUAAAUAAAAGAUGUAUGCAUAUUUUCAGUGAACUGCCACAUCUGCUGAGCCGCAGGAAGUAGGGGUGCUGCAGCACUUCCUGAUAAAUCGAAAAAAAUAUAUAUGCAGUACCAGUCAAAAGUUUGGACACCAGUAACAGACACAUCUCAACAUCAACCGUUCAGAGGAGACUGCGGGAAUCAGGCCUUCAUGAUUGCCUUGCUGCAAAGAAACCACUACUAAGAGCCCUUACACAGCCGGAAGGUGUGUUGGGUCAUUGUCCUGUUGAAAAACAAAUGAUAGUCCCACUAAGCGCAAACCAGAUGGGAUGACUGUGUCACCUGCAAAGUUCCCCCACACCAUCACACCUCCUCCUCCAUGCUUCACGGUGGGAACCACACAUGCAGAGAUCAUCCGUUCACCUACUCUGCGUCUCACAAAGACACAGCGGUUGGAACCAAAAAUCUCCAAUUUGGACUCAUCAGACCAAAGGACACAUUUCCACUGGUCUAAUGUCCAUUGCCCAUGUUUCUUGGCCCAAGCAAGUCUCUUCUUCUUAUUGUUGUCCUUUAGUAGUGGUUUCUUUGCAGCAAUUUGAUCGUCAAGGCCUGAUUCACACAGUCUCCUCUGCAAUUUCUGAGUCUGGUAACUCAAAUGAACUUAU
Messenger RNA from Salvelinus fontinalis (brook trout), 10689 nucleotides. Its product is annotated as hyaluronidase-2-like. The record is from RefSeq and is a predicted model, not a curated record. The transcript has 4 exons. NCBI's taxonomy places the organism in Eukaryota, Metazoa, Chordata, Actinopteri, Salmoniformes, Salmonidae. Gene Ontology annotation, biological process: carbohydrate metabolic process; hyaluronan catabolic process. Bases 1578 to 2996 code for a protein of 472 amino acids. Gene Ontology annotation, molecular function: hyaluronoglucuronidase activity; hyalurononglucosaminidase activity.